Acaromyces ingoldii is the source of this 4180-nucleotide messenger RNA. RefSeq lists its product as hypothetical. The transcript has a single exon. Lineage: Eukaryota; Fungi; Basidiomycota; Exobasidiomycetes; Exobasidiales; Cryptobasidiaceae. Bases 272 to 3940 code for a protein of 1222 amino acids. The record is from RefSeq and is a predicted model, not a curated record. Gene Ontology annotation, molecular function: RNA binding; ATP binding; RNA helicase activity.
GGCCUACCUCAAGGUUCAUUAAACGUUCUGGCGCUCCUGCCUCUUUCUCCCCUCCUCAGCCCGUCGUUGUGCAGAAGGGCGCCCUCAGAGAGCCGCUGCCGUCGUCGUUCCCGCCAUUCCCACACUCGUUUGACCGUUGAUACUCGACCUCUGCUUGUGCGCCGGGGCAAGUCUAUCGCCCGCCAGCCCCUCUUUCCACCUCUCGUCCGUUGCAUUCACACACCCCUAUCUCAGGUAUAGGUAUACCCCUUUCGAUCUUUCCUUUGACGAAAUGACGUCAGGCUCUCCCUUGAUUGCCGGCCCUGACUGGCGGUCCUUCGCGGCGGCCGACCCCAACGCCAGCAAUCCAUCGGGCCGGGCCUGGGGAGCCUCAAGUCAGGGGCAAGACCUUGGCAGGGAAGAAGCCACAGCGAUGCUUCGUUCGGACUCUGGUAGUCGCAGGAGCUCUCGCCUCUUUGGCCAACAAACGGAUCCUGUCGGAUCAAGACCUGGAUCAAGGAGCGAAGUCUCGAGUCUCGGGGGUACAAGGUCGCCCGCACCUGGAUCUACGUCUAACUCGGCGGCAGCAAUGGGCGCCAUUGGCAGCCAGAGGCCUGGUGCCCGUGAGCUGGCGGCUGCGGCGUCCUCGGCAGCCGCUCGUUCCCGGGCCGCGUCGCCUUCACUGUCGUCUUACAACGGAUAUGGGCCUGGAGACGGAAUUGUGCCUUCGCUAAUGGGACUAGGAACGUCAUACCACGCCUUUCGGCUCAGCAACUCCAGCUCGCCGAGCUUUGCGACGGCCAUGAGCCAGCCCCAAUAUCCCUCUUCGGAGAGCAACAGAGAGGGCAGCUCUGUCGUGUCGCCUACUGCACGUCCUUCUGUCGAGACGCCAAAGCUCGUCAUUGAUGGCUUCAACCUGCCGCAGAAUGACGACAACGGUAGAGACCAGGAGGAUCGAGGUCAAGCCACGCCAGCAAUGUCGCGGGGGACCGAGAGCACCGACACGCAAGACCUGGCACAGAGCCCCUUGAGCGCUUCUGGCGCAGUGGCAGGCUUCAAUCUUCCACCAGGCCAGAGUGGGCUCCCCGCCAAGCCAGUCACGGCCUACCCAGGAGGCACAACCCAGGGCCUCGCUCGCCGUCUGCAGCCCAAGCGCACCGACACAGGCAAUUCGAGUCUAUCGAGCAGCGGCGGCUACGGUCAGACAUCGCCUUACCAUCAUCCGCCUCAGGUUGCGUCGCCCAAUAUUCCAUCGGGUGCCCUUGGUCAAGGCAGCACAGGCAUGCUCUCUCCCAGUAUGGCGGCCAGUGGCGCUCCUUCGUACAACAACGCCAGCUUCUCGCCCUUUGGAAGCCCUCCGAAGUCAUUCGAGAACACAUCUGGCGUACCACAUCUGCCUUUUAGUCAGCAUCGAGUGAUGCAACAGCAGCAGCAACAACAACAGCAACAUCAACAAAACCUUCCCAACUCGACGACGGUACCCAGUCGGACCACAUCGAUGGACGACGUUGCGUCGUCGUCGGACUUCGGGGGCAGUGGACCAGCAGCACCGACUUCGCAAUUUGACGCGCAGCUUCAGGCAUCUCCCUUCCUCCAGGAAGUCUUUGAUCGUCUGGUCCGUGUCGAGCUAGGCCUCAAGGAUGUCAAUCGACACAUUUCUGGACUCAGCCGCAACGUCAGCUUGCUGCUUGAUCGCACCAAGGCUCAAGGCGGGCCCCCAUCGAUGGGCAGCCGGACUCCCAGCGCUGAACACCUCCCGUCGCGAGGAUCGGCCGGUCCGGACGAUGUCCGUGCGCUGAGUGCUCAGAUUGCGGCUCUGAGCGCCAGUGUCUCGCAUCUGCUCGGUGGUGCGAGUCAGAAUGGCAUUAUUCCUGCACAGCCACCAACACAGCAGCUGGCAGGCCUGGGACUGGGAGCCGGAACGCCUCAGAUGACAUCUAUGGGCGGUCCUAUGAGUGAAGCGGGUGGCAGUACGAUUGCAACUCCCCAUUUGUCUACGCUCGGAGCCGGUGGAGCCACCGCCAGCGGCUCGAGAGGCUUCAACCACCAGGAUGCCAGGAGCAGCCGACUCAGCCCGAGACCCGGUGCCAGCCCCGGCCCGGUGAAUCGACGCUGGAGUUCCAUGGUGGGGAGUGAAGCUGGAGGGCAAGUCACGAGCAGCGGCGCCAUGGUGCCACCUGAUCCGAGCGUGAUUGUAACCAAGUGGGACCAUCUCAAUUUGCAUGCCGAUCUUCUCCGAUCCAUUCUCAAGUACGGCCUCGGACCGCCAAACAAGAUCCAGCAGCGGGCGCUCCCCUUUUUGCUCAGGGGAACCGAUAUCAUUGCUCAGGCGCCUCCGACGCAGGAGCGCAUCGCAAGCUACGUCAUUCCCGUCCUUCAGCUCGUCCUCAAUGUCCAGCGUGGCGAGCCCCUUCCCCCAGGCGGCGGCGUCCGUGGCCCGAUUGCCAUGAUCAUCAGCGCCACGGUCGAUCAAGCCACGCAGGCCCAGCGAAUGGCCCUUGGUCUUGGCUCCAGUCUGGGCAUCAGGGUCCAUAUUGCCGCUGCCGGCUCUAUCGACGUGUCUCAGGAGGCCACGGCAGUGAUCCAAUCACAAGCCCACGUCAUAGUCGGUACGCCGCAAAAGAUGAACGACCUCUUCACCUUCUUGGCUAACCGUGCCACGGGCGCGCUCAGCCUGGCCGACGUUCGCAUGGUUGUCCUGGACGAAGUGGACCAGCUCAUUGCGAGGAAUCUGUCUGACUACGUCAGCACCUUGCUUCGUAUUCUUCCUCAGCCCAGAAUGAUGGUCUCGUCUGGCCUGGAGAGGACGAGGAGCCCCAGUCUCUCUCCUGGCCUUCCUCCGCCCUCUUCUGGCACCGCGCUAAGCCCCUUCGACGGUGCCAACUCAUCUGCCGUCUCUACGACGACAGAGAGACAGACGGCCAUCUUCAGCAACACCGUGCCUCAAGAUGUCCUCAACUUUGCCCAGUCGAUCCACCUCCGCGAAACCGUUCGUGUCCUUGUUCGACGCGAAGGCGCCGGCGGCGGUGGCGCGUCUAGUGUCGGCUUUGGAACGACGGGCGGUGCCAAUGGGGGCAACUCGCCUGCCGUCGGAACUGCUGGGGGUUCCUUUGCUUCUGCGCCAAUGGUGAACGCAGUAGGAGGUGGAGGACCCGCCCAGAGCGGCGGCGCCUACGGUGGAGGGUCCGCUUUUCUUGGCGGCGGCAGCAUGACGGAGGGUCAACCUGCCAACGCACUUGGUGCCAGCCCCGCCAAUAGCAACACCAACCCUCUGGCCGAUCCUUUGCUCUCGGCCCUGCGAGGUAUGCGCCAGUACUAUCUGUACGUCGCUGUCAGCACUGGCGGUGGAGCCAAUAGCCCCAACCCGGCCGUCACAAUGGGCUCGGCCAUGUCCCACGCUGUCGAAAUGAAGCUCGAGGUCAUCACGGACCUGCUCGAAGACAUUGAUUUUGGACAGGCUGUGAUCUACACGUCUUCGUCUGCGACGCACGAGGCCGUUGUGUACAAGCUAGCCUCCAAGGGCAUCGAGGCUCUCUCGCUGCACAGAGACAUGGCCAACAUCACCCGCCAGCAGGUCCUAGCAAAGUAUCGAAGCGCUUCCUCGGCCGGCUCUGCAUACCAGAAUGCCGGGAACCAGGUUGUCGGUGGGCCCGGGGGAACGCCUUCGAUGAAGACGAACCGUAAGGCGCUCGUCGUGUACGACGUGUCGGUCAAUCCCCGCGAAGUGCAUCAGGUGCCUCUCAUCGUCUUCUACGACUUACCCCGAAGCGUCGAGGAGUACAAGGAGAAGCUCGCUUGCGCGGCUGCUGGUGGAUUGGGUCGGCCAAGCGUGUGCGUCAAUGUCGUCACUGGCUCCGGGGGACCGAGGGGCGACAUUGAGAUGCUGCGUACGCUGGAAUGCCACCUUGGCUGCAAGAUGGCCGAAUUGCCCAUGAAUCCUGGUCAGAUUCUCAACUUUUAAUCUUUACAACAUGUUUCUUCUCUCACCUCCCUCCCCUUUCUCUUCCUCCCCUUCUCUUCUUCGAUGCUGCUCUCUUCUCCUUUUCCUAUCGCCUCUUUCUUCCUCUAGCUGUAGACUUUCCCGAACACUACCUUUGUGUUUUCCCUCGAGCAUCACUUCAUUUAGCCGCCAAACGCAUGUAGCAAUCUGUUCCAAGUCUCUCUUUCCACGCAGAAUCUCAUGUCCACUAACCAUUUCAAC